AUGUCAAAUCUGUUCACCCAGCCAUGGUCAAAUUCGGAGAAAAUCAUCCUGUUAACCAACAUCAUCCAAGGUGCCGGCAAUGAUGUACCCAUGUACCUCCUCCAGAGCAUUUUAGAGAACAACAUACAGCCCAAAUGGCCCGAUAUGGCCUUGCCAGAAGGACGUUCACUCCAUGCGUGUCAGCAGUUCUACGACGACAUGGUGCGCGCAUUGCGGCAGCCUCGCUCAUUCUCCGCAAUUGGUCCAACGAGCUAUGCCCAACCACCCUUACUAGGACCACAGCCUCAAUCUACAAGAGCAGUAUCCGAGCAUGAGUACAAUCCGCCCCCGGCGCAACGCGCGAUACAGCCUCGCCCACCUCGGACCACCGACUCACCUCUGCCCACUACCACCAACGGGGAAGCCUUCACCAUAUUACGACCUUUUGCGCCAGAACUCGGAGUGGAAAGGCGCCGAAAGCGCGGUCGGCCAACGAAAGAGGAGGCUGAAGAACGCGAUCGGCGGCUGGCCGCGACGGGUCAGACUUAUGAGCCAAAGAAACGGCCAGCAAAGAAGCCCAGACCUUCCGACACACCGCACUCUUUGGCAGAAGGCUUUUCAACCAGGUCUCCCGGCGUGGAAACUCCCUCUGUGACCCGCGCUGAUCCUCAAGAGGAGACUUCCAGUGGGAAGAGGAGACGAGGUUACCAAAGUUAUGAAGAUUUGUCCCAAGGACCACGGCCCAAAUCUCCCCUAGAGGACUCAGGGAACGAGAGGAGCAUCGACGUUGCGCAAAGCCCUUCCGACAGGCUACUGUUGCGCUCGAACGAACGGACGCAGGCGGUAGCCUCGGUUGCACGAGACAUCCAUCAACAAGAUCGAAGCCCGCAGCUCAAACAAGAGCCCGAUCAGCGACAGGAAGAA
Messenger RNA from Exophiala aquamarina CBS 119918, 903 nucleotides. RefSeq lists its product as uncharacterized. The transcript has 2 exons. The record is from RefSeq and is a predicted model, not a curated record. The coding region runs from base 311 to 634 and encodes 107 amino acids. Lineage: Eukaryota; Fungi; Ascomycota; Eurotiomycetes; Chaetothyriales; Herpotrichiellaceae.